AUAAGAAUUAGUGAAAUAGCUUUUACGAAGAUGGCGCCGAAAGCUAAGAAGGAAGCCCCUGCCCCUCCCAAAGCCGAAGCCAAAGCAAAGGCUUUGAAAGCCAAGAAAGCGGUGCUGAAAGGCGUCCACAGUCACAAAAAAAAGAAGAUCCGCACAUCACCUACGUUCCGACGACCCAAGACUCUGCGUCUCCGAAGGCAGCCCAAAUACCCUCGAAAGAGCGCCCCCAGGAGAAACAAGCUUGACCACUAUGCCAUCAUCAAGUUCCCCCUGACUACUGAGUCAGCCAUGAAGAAAACAGAAGACAACAACACACUUGUGUUCAUUGUGGAUGUCAAGGCCAACAAGCACCAAAUCAAACAGGUUGUGAAGAAGCUCUAUGACAUUGAUGUAGCCAAGGUCAACACCUUAAGCAGGCCUGAUGGAGAGAAGAAGGCAUAUGUUCAGCUGGCCCCUGACUAUGAUGCUUUGGAUGUUGCCAACAAAAUUGGGAUCAUCUAAACUCAGUCCAGCUGGCUAAAUCUACAGUUUUUUCAUGAUAAAAAAAAAAAAGAAUUCGUGAAAUAGCUAUGCUUACCUCAGACAAAAUAUACCUUAAGGCAAAAAUUGUUAUUAGAGAUGAAGAACAUUUUACAAUAAUAGAAGUGUCAAUUCAUCAAGAAGACAUAACAAUUAUAUAUAAUACCAAAUUCAGUGGUUAAAUAGACAAUUCAGUAAAUAAGAAUUGGAAAUUGCAUUAUUCCACUUACAGUAAUGGAUAGAACAAUUAAGCAGAAGGUUGAAAGGGAAACAGAAGCCUAAGCAACACCAUACUCCAAACACCAAACUAAACAUAGACACACACAGAUCACUCUACCCAACAACAGCAGAAUAUACCUUCUUCUCAAGUGCACAUAGGACAUUCUCCAAGAUAGAUUACUGAUUAAGCCAUAAAACAAGUCUCAUAAAUUUAAAACAAAUAAAAUCAGAUACAUUUCACAAUGGAAUACAAUUAGUAAUCAAUAAAAGUUGGGAAAUCUGAGGAAAUUAACCCCACCCUUAAAUAACCAAAAGGGCAGAAAGAAAUCACAACAGAAAAAUUGGAAAAUAUUUUUGAGGUAAAUAAAAAUCUUAGUAUACCAAAGCUUAUGGGAUACAGCUAAAACAGAGCAUAGAGAGGGGCCUCUGGGUGACUCAGUUGGCUGUGAGCUCCACUCAGGCUCUGCUCUCACCAGGGAGUCUGCUUAAGAUUCUCUCCCCUCCCCCAUGCAGACUCUCCCCUUGCUUGCACAAAUAAAUAAAUCUAAAAGGCACAAAGAGAAAUUUAUAGCUAUCAACACCUACAUUAAAAAAGAAGAAAGACUGCAAAUCAGUAACCCAACUUUCCACCUUAGAAAGAAGUCAAAUCUUAAGCCAGUAGGAGGAAAUAACAGAAUUUAAAGUAGAAGUAAAUGAAAUAGAGAAAAGAGAAGUAAUAAGCCAAACUGACAAAACCAAAAGUUGGUUUUUGAAAAUAUCAACAAAAUUGAGAAAUCUUAAGCCAGACUGACCAAGAAAAAAAUAGACUCAAUGUAUUAAAAUCAUGAGUGAAAAUGGAGACAUUAGUAACAAGUUUACAGAAAUUAAAAUGUAUCACAAGAGAAUACAAUAAACAGUUGUAUACCAACAAACUGGAAAACCUAGGUGAAAUACACAAAUUCCUAGAAAAACACAAACAGAUGAAACUGACUCCAAGAAGAAACUCUGAAUAGAGCUAUAUAGCAAGCAAAGAGAUUGAAUUAGUCAUUUAAAAAUUUCUGACAAAGUAAAGCCUAGGUCUGGAUGGCUUCAUUAGUGACUUCUGCCAAGUGCUUAAUGAAGAUUUUAAUACCAGCCCUUUAUAAGAAAUGUAAGAACAGUGAACACUUACUUCCCAACCCAUUCUGUGAGGCCAGUAUUACCCUACUAGUAAAAUCAGACAAAGACAUCACAAAAAAUGAAAAUUAUAAAGCAAUAUUCCUUAUAAAUACAGAGACAAAAAUGCUCACAAAAUACUAGCAGUGUAGUAACCAAAUCCAGCAACAUGUAACAGGAAUUAUACACCAUGACCAAGUGCAGUUUGUGACAAGUGUGAGAGUUCAGUUUAUCAUAUGAAAAUCAGUCAAUGUACGUACCAUAUUAAUGGGAUUAGUAUAAAAAUCAUAUGAUCAUAUUAUUGGGUAGAGAAAAAGUAUUUGACCAAGUGAAACAUCCCACGUGAUUCAGAACACUUAACAAGCUAUUAGGAGGGAACUUCCUCAACCUAAUAAAAGGCAUCCAUGAAAAACAUCAUUUUCAAUAGCAAAAGCCAAAAGAAUUCCCCCUAAAGUCAAGAACAAGACAGGAUAUCUCUUCAUGCCACUUCUAUUCAACAUUGUGCUAGAGGUUUUAGCCAGGACAAUUUGGCAAGGUAAAGUAAUAAAAGUCAUCCAGAUUGGAAAGGAAGAAGCAAAGCUAUCUCUGUUUGCAGAUGACAUCAUCUUGUAUGUAGAAAACCCUAAGGAAUACACACACGUACAAACAACUAGCCUUCAUAACUGAGUUCAGCAGUCGGAGUGUAAAACAGUGAAGCCACUCUCUGGAAAACAAUUUGGCAUUCCCUUAAAACAUUAAGGCUAAUUCCAUUCCUAAGUACGUACUCGAGAGUUGCAAACUUACGUUCACACCAAAACUGGUACACUAAUUUCACAACGGUGUUAUUAUAAAUAAUAGCAAAAAGGUAGAAACAACCCAAAUGCCCAUCAACUGAGAAAUGGAUACAUAAAAUGUGAUAUGAUAUGUCCAUGCAAUGAAAUAUUACUCAGCCAUAGAAAGAAAUGAGAUAUUAGUACUUGCUACACCACCGAUGAACCUUGAAAAUAUUAUGCUAAAUCAAAGAAACCAGGUACAAAGGCUGUAUGUUACAUGAUUUCAUUUAUAGGAAAUGUCUAGGUUAGGGAACUCUGCAGUGACAGUGGUUUCCAGGGGCCAGGGAAGAAGAUGGGAAAUGACUGCUAAUGGGUAUGGGCUUGCUUUCUGGAGUGAUAAAACUGUUCUGAAAUUUCAUAGCCAUCAUUAAAAACAUCCCUUUGAAGUUACUGUCUUUGUGACCUUAAACAAUAACAAUAAACAUAAAUAUGAC
This is a messenger RNA of Mustela lutreola (European mink), 3118 nucleotides long. Its product is annotated as large ribosomal subunit protein uL23-like. Gene Ontology annotation, biological process: translation; ribosomal large subunit assembly. Bases 31 to 501 code for a protein of 156 amino acids. NCBI's taxonomy places the organism in Eukaryota, Metazoa, Chordata, Mammalia, Carnivora, Mustelidae. Gene Ontology annotation, cellular component: cytosolic large ribosomal subunit; ribosome. The record is from RefSeq and is a predicted model, not a curated record. Gene Ontology annotation, molecular function: structural constituent of ribosome. The transcript has a single exon.